Sarcophilus harrisii (Tasmanian devil) is the source of this 7653-nucleotide messenger RNA. RefSeq names its product ankyrin repeat domain-containing protein 26. The record is from RefSeq and is a predicted model, not a curated record. Lineage: Eukaryota; Metazoa; Chordata; Mammalia; Dasyuromorphia; Dasyuridae. Gene Ontology annotation, molecular function: protein binding. The coding region runs from base 175 to 7572 and encodes 2465 amino acids. The transcript has 40 exons.
GGUUUCGAUUGGUUCUAACUGCUGCGCGCUCGCAGCUCCCCGAACCUCUGGACUCUGGUGAUUGAGAUUUCCCCCUUUAAUUCUGGAGCGGAGCCUAGGCCUCGGAGCGGGCCGAGGGGCCAGGGAAGGACUCCCCCGCGGGUUCUUCCGACGGCGCCGAAGUCUGCCUCCAGCAUGAAGAAGAUUUUCAAUUUCGGCAGCAAGAAAGGUCAGUCUCCAUCUCGCUCCUUCGCCGUCCCGCGGAGGGACUGCGGGGUCCCGGAGUCCGACACCAGCGCGGGAUACCUCCUCCGGGACAAGGAGCUCGGGAAGCUCCACAAAGCCGCCUCGGUCGGGGAUGUGGCGAAGGUGCAGCAGCUGCUGCUGCUCGGGAAGCACGACGUGAACGAUUUGGAUAAAGUGAAGCGGACUCCUCUCCAUCUGGCCUGUGCAAAAGGAUAUCCAGAUGUUGUGUCUCUCUUAGUACAAAGAAAAUGUAAACUAAACUUGUGUGAUAAUGACAACCGAACACCUUUAAUUAAGGCAGUACAGUGUCAGCAGGAGGAGUGUGCAACAAUCCUGCUGGAACAUGGUGCAGACCCUAAUCUUGUGGACUCGAACAACAACACUGCACUUCACUAUGCUGCCUCUGGUCAGAACAAAGCCAUAGCAGCACAGCUGCUUAAACAUAAAGGUGAUAUUGAAGCAAAAAACAAGGAAGGCUAUACACCACUUUUGCUUGCAGUUACAGAAAAUAACCAUGAUAUAGUAGAUUUUUUCUUAAAGAAUGGAGCAAAUGUGAAUGCCUCAGAUAAGUCUAAAAGAACAGCCCUCAUGAUUGCUGUCAGUAGUGAACCAACUGGCAUAGUCAGUCUUCUUCUUGGAUAUGAUGUUGAUCUCUCUUGUCAAGAUAUAUACGGAUGGACAGUUGAGCAGUAUGCUAAGCUCAGUGGAUAUCCUAUUCAUCGCCAACUAAUUAAUCAAUAUGAAAUACAGAAGGAACGUAAUCAGCACCUUUCACCUCAGAUCAACUGUUCAAAGAGGGUGUCUAGUACUGGCUUUAUUUUGGGUGGACCUGCCCUGGACAAAGAAGAAAUGCAGGAAUCUCCAUUGCAGACAUCAGGAACAAGAAUUUCAGGGAAAGUGGAAGAAAGUUCUGCAGAAGAAUCUCUAAGCAGACUCUCUGACAAACCAGGAGCUGAUGAUUCCUGGCCAACCACAGAUGAUGAAGAAUUAGAUUUUACUACAAAGAAACUACCCAAGUCAAACAUAACCAAAAUAAUAAAUGUUUCUCAGCAAAUAAGAAAAAGCAUAGAUGAAAAGAGUAGCACUGUCAAUACAGAACAUAGAACUUUUCUUGGGCACCAUCAGUCAGAUAGUGAAAAAGAAGAUAUGACAGAUUCCCUUCCUAAGCCUUCAUCCCAAGCCCAGUGCUCCCCUCAUCCUGCCCAUCCCUCACUUCGCUCCUUUUCAAAGUCUUCCCAUAUGAUGUCUACUCUUCUGGCUAUUAAUAAGAAGGGGAAGGAUUCUAGAAAUGGAAGUUCUCAAAAGUCACAUCACAAGAAAAUUCAUGAUUAUUUACGUAUUAAAGAUAAAACAUUGAUGGGUCUAAAGAAUUCAUGUGUGAAUUCUCAAAAAGAAGAAGAAUUAGAAAGCAAUCAAGAGGAAGGACAAUUAGAAGACUAUGAAGGUAAAGUGGCAGAGGAAGAAGAAAGUGAGGAAGAGGAGGAAGGAGAAGAAGAGGAAUACAGUCAAGAUGUUCAGGAUGUGAUAGAUGGAGAGGAAGAAUCAGACUAUGUAGAUACAGAGGAUGAAGAUGAAGAAGACUUUGAAAAUACGAAGGAAAAAGAGGGUGUGAAUAAUCAUCAGAAUCUCUGUCUUCCUACUGUUAAGUAUGAUAGAAUUGAAGCUAAAUGCAAAAUAAGUAAAGAAAAACAAGUAACGAACAUUUCUACAGAAUUUCCUGUGUCAGUUAUAACUGAUAUUUAUGGAAAAUCAGAUGCCACUUCUCUUAAGGAAGACUCAACAGACUCAGAAGAGGAAGAAAAGGAAGAUGGUAUAUUAGUUGACAAUGAUACUGGAAAGCAAACACCUCAUGAAACUCCAAGUAUUCCCAACGAACACAGUACAUCAGCAAGAAGUGUUGUUAGAAAAGAUAUGAUGUCAGCAUUAGGAUUGGAAGAGGAAGAUGAUGCAGAAUCACCUUGGGAUUCAGAGUGUACUUCUGAAAGUCUUCCAAAAGGAUCUUCCAGGCAUAUGCUUGCAGCCACAAAUCAAACCAUAAAAAACAGUAUUUCAAUGGAACAACUUGAAGAUGUACCUUAUAUACCUUCUUUCCUGAAUGAAUCAAGAAACUUUAAGAUGGAUAAACUAACGGAUACAAGAAGUAUACGUAUGCCAGUAGGCAGUUUGGAUCAUCCUCAGAGAAAUCCUAUUUUCAAGCCUAUUCAAUCCACUCUUGAAAUGAAAGAUUCUUUCACAAACCAAGAAGUAGAAAAGGAAGUUAAGGAAAAACAAAAGUCAGAUUUCAUGGAAGAAUUUGGUUUAGAUGAUGCAGAUGACAUUGAUGAUGCUUCUGAUUGGGAUUCUACCAGCAUUUCUCAGAAAAAUGAGAGUCACAGAAAUUCCAAGGAUUUAAAUUUUAAUGGGAAUUAUCCUUGCAAAUCACUGCCUCUAAUCAAAAAUUGGUCAGGAUCCACAGAAUUUGAAAAGAUACCUUUAAAAGAAGAUGAAGCAACAGAAACUGCGACUGAAGCUGAAAGUGGGCCUGCAACUAGAUUUAGAGUUGCAACUUUAGUAGAAAAUGCAGUCCUUCGGAAGCAGUGUGAAUCACCUUUAGAGAAAGAAGAUGAUAAAGAAGAUUUUACACGAGAAUUGGAAUUUAAAGGAUCAUCAGAGGGAAACCAAGAAAGUUUUGAUAAAAGUGACCAAGAACAGGAUAAAGUUACUUUAGAAACAGCCAACAUACCAGAACAAACUGCAUUUAACAAACAAGUUAAGCCACUUGAUUUACCAGUUUUGUAUCUGAAAAGAAUGCCUCAAGGACCAGAAUGCAAUAAGAAAGCUCAUGGUGAUGAUGUACAUUUAGAGGCAGAUCCAAAUUGGGAAGAAAAAUAUGAAAAAAUGUGGGUGGCAGAAGAGAAAAUGGAAGUCAAAAAGAAUUUUAAAAUCAUUACAACUGAGUUAAAGCAGAUGUUUGGUGAAAUUUAUGAAAAAGACAAAAUUGCUGAUCAGCCAACAGAGAAACUACAAGAAGAGAUACUACCAGGCUUUGAAGAGGAAUUAAAACAAUUACAGGAAGUGUCCCCUUCUUUGACAAAUAACUCAAGUGAUUCUGAGGAAAAGAAGAAACAUGGAGGCCCUUUCAGUGUAGAAGUUCUAUCAUUUCCUAGACAAAGGGAAUAUGGUAUGGAAAGUGCUACUUUGCAGAAUUUAAAACUCAUUUUUGACAAAAAUGUUCUUCAGUCAUCUUGUAAUCUAUGCUCAGAAAGUAGCAACCUACAUCUUAAGAAUGAUAAUAAGCCAGAAAUUGAAUGUACCUGUGAUGUAAAUGAAGAGGAUAUUGCUUAUAAUGCAGAAAAUAUAAAAAGAGCUGACUCAAAAAGAGGUAUAAAUGAAAUGAAGGAAGAUGAAGCAUUUGGUAUGCAAAUGGCAGGAAGUCUGAACAAACAUACCACAAAUUUGGAACCAGAUUCAGGACGUUUGCUACAGUCAAAUGGUCUAGGAAGCCAAUUUGCUGUCUGCCUUACCUGCUCUGAUGAAAUGAAAUCAGUCGUGCAAGAAAAAAAACCUACACUUAUUACUGCAACAAAAUUUAAUGAGAAAACAAAAGUAAAUGAAACCUUAUUCCAGAAUAGUGAUCACAAUGCCAAUAAUGCUACAAACAAGCUAAGACAUUGGAGACACUCCCUUCCAUAUAGUGACAAAAUAUCAAAUGUGCAACUGGAUAAAGAAUUAAAGGAAGACAUGCAAAGAUUUAAAAAUGAGUUAGGAAUAUUGCAAGUAGAGUUCCUGACUUUGGAGAAAGAAAAAAUACAACUACAAAAAGAGGUUGAAGAGGAAAAGAAAAAGCAUCAACACAAUGAAAUGGAAACAUUGGAGGGCAAAAAUGGUGAUAAAUUAAGUGAAAAUAUAAUGGCUGGCAAAGUUAAUGAGCUAUUUUCUAUGGAGAGCAAUCAACUUAAUAAAGAUGAUGAAAACAAAAUCCCUAGGGAAGAAAUUCCAAUAAUGAGCAUUUCUAAGGAAAUUUCAGCACCUGUCCACCAUCUUUUAAAGAACAAUGAUUUUGCCACGAAUAGGAAAAAUGUUAAAAAACCUCAGAAUAAUAAGUGGAUUCCCAAGGAUCCUGGUAUGACUUUAUCUUCUGAAAAGGUGAAUUCCUCAUCUGGUAUCUUACUCCACAGUUGUGAUGACAGCAGUUUAAGUGAAACAGAUAAUUAUGAAUUAAGGCCUGCAAAGAAAACAUUGAAUGAAAAGAAUAAGGACAAAGUACAGGUGGAUGCAGAUGAUCUUGAUGAUCUCACUCAGUCAUCUGACACAGCUACAGAGGAUUAUGAUUUGCCUCCCUCAAACUAUAAGAAUAUUAUGUUAUUGAUCGAACAGCUUAGUGUUGAUUGCAAAGAUUCUAUUCACCUUCUGAAAAUUCAGGAUGCAGUUCUUAAAUAUGAACGAUCAGUAGAACUUAAAAAAGCACGAUGUACACAACUCAAAAGGAAAGUUAAGAGUUUGGAAAAUAAGAUUACUGGACUACAGGAAGAAUUAUCAGAAACAAGAAAAAUGAAAUCCCAGUUAGAGCAUCAAAAAGUAGAAUGGGAUAGAGAACUCUAUAGACUCAGGUUUACACUAAAACAAGAGAAAGAAAAGCAAUUGAGUACAGAAAUGCUAUUUGAAAAAACUAGGGAACAACUAAGAAGAAAAGAAGAACAAUAUAGUAAAGAAGUGGAGCUAAAACAACAACUUGAAUUCACCCUUAGAACUCUGGACUUAGAACUGAGAACAGUAAAAAGUAAUUUUAAACAGGUUGAAGAAGAGCGAAAUGAUGCUCAAAGACAACUUUCUCGAGAGCAGAGCGCCAGAGUUUUGCAAGACGGAAUUCUGAAUAAUUAUCUAUGGAAGCAAAAGGAAAUUGAAGCAGCUGCUUCCAAAAUGAUUCAGAGUUCUGAGGUUCCUGAUAGUCAUGAAAAAGAAAAAUGUCUGCUACAUGAAAAUCAAUCCCUAUUGGAUGAAGUUGCGAAACUCAAACUAGAACUAGACACAAUAAAAAUUAAAGAUCAGGAAAAAGAAGAUCGAUAUACUGAAGAAAAUGAAGUUUUAAAAGAAAAGAAUGAUGAGCUUCAAAAAGAAUUAAAACUGAAGGAAGAAGCAUUAAGAGAAACAAUAUUCCAGUAUAGCGGACAAGUAAAUGUUCUGACAACUGAGAAUACAAUGCUGAGCUCUAAACUGGAUAAUGAAAAACAAAAUAGAGACAAACUAGAGACAGAAGUUGAAUCAUACCGUUCCCGUCUAAAUUCUGCUAUUCUUGAUCAUGAACGAAGUCAGACAUCAAAACUAGACCUUGAAAAUAUCUUUCAGCGAGAACGAGAUGAGUGGCUUCAUUUACAGGACAAACUAAGAGAUAACAAUGGUGUCCUUUCUCAAGAGCUUUCUAAAGCUGAAAGUAAAGCUAAUAGAUUAGAAAAUGAGCUGUAUCAAGUAUGUGAUUCACUCAGAGAAAAGACACUAAUUUUAGAAAGCACACAGAGAGAAUUAAACCAGACCCAAAAUAAAGCAAAGGAACUUGAAAAUAAAAAUCAAAUGGAUAAGGAAAAGCUGGACAGAUAUAUUAUCAAACAAGAAUCCAUCCAAGAAAGAUUAGCCCAAAUCCAGAGUGAAAAUAUGUUGCUUCGACAACAACUUGAAGAUGCCCAAAACAAAGGUGUCAUUAAAGAAAAAGUAGUAAAUGAUGUCCAGGUACAGUUUAGUGAUCUCUUCAACAAACUCCGUGCUGAUACUGAAAAACAAGUUCUUUUGGUAGAAGAGAGAAAUAAAGAGUUAAUCAAUGAAUGUAACCACUUAAGAGAGCAAAUGUGUAAAUAUGAAAAUGAGAAAGCAGAAAGAGAGGGUACAGUAAGAAAGCUUCAACAAGAACUUGCUGAUUCCCUGAAAAAACAAUCCAUGACUGAAGCUUCACUAGAAGUUACAUCACGUUAUCGAAAUGAUUUAGAAGAUAAGAAAAAGCAACUCCAGAAGGAAGUAGAUCAAAUCAAAAGUAAACUACAAGAAUCUCAAGAACGGCACAUACAGUCGCAACGAUCUACUAAUGAGUUGGAAGAUCAUAUACAAAAGCUUGAAAUUGAAAAUGCCAGGUUAGAAGCUACAGUAAAACAGCAAGUGGGAAAAAUUGAGAACAUUCAGAAAAAUAUUUUGGAUUCUACUAAACUUGAUACUGAAAGAGAAAAAUUAAAGAAACUAAUUGAAUUAAAGCAAUCCCUGGAAAAUCGUCUAGAACAAGAAAUGAAGAGAAAUGAUGAAUUACAGAAAGACGUGAGUGGAUUUAAAAAAUUGUUGAAAACAACAAAAAAGAAAUUAAGAGAAUAUGAAAAAGGAGAGGUUAUUUCCCAAGAAGUACUGAAGCAAACACAUUUUGAUGAGGAUAGACAAAUUAAUAGGUUGAAAAAUAAGAAUGAAGACCUUACACAACAAUUGGAAGCAACAUCUUCAAAAUGUAUACAGUUGGAAUCAAUAAAUAGAAAUCUUCGAGAAGAAUUACUUUCUAUGAAAAGCUUGCAAAAAAAAUGUGACAGACUGGAAAGGAAUAAACGAGAAUUAGAAGAAGAAGUAGUUGAUCUUAAGCAUCAUUUAGAAAUUACUAAACUAGAACAUAGUCAAGUAGAACAAUAUAAACGAGAGAUUGAAGAACGUGCAAACCAAGAGAUUGUAGAAAAACUAAAGGAAGUCAACCUAUUCUUACAGACACAAGCAGCAACCCAAGAUUACUUAGAACAAUCAAGAGAAAAUAGCAAUGCUUCAAUAAGAAACCAAAUGGAGAAUCGAAUUCGAGAUCUGGAAGCUGAACUCUCCAAAAUGAAAAACUCACAUCAAGACUCCACUAAGGCAGAACUAGAAAUAUAUAGACAGCUUUAUUCUGAAGAAUUAAAAAUCAGAGAAUCAUUGUCAAACAAAUUAGACAGAACUAAUGAGAGGCUAGCUGAGUUGAGUUCCAGACUAUUAAAUGAAAAACAAAAGAGUAGAAUUUUAAUCAACAGUUUUACUACAAGUCCAGUUCUGGAGCCUCCUCAUGUUGGGGAUCUUCAUACUACUAUGGUUCUCAAUAGGCGUCUCAUUCCAAGAGGAAAUUUAUUAUAUUCUACUGGAAACACAGUGUCUUCAACAAACAGUAUGGAGGCCUACUUGACAAAGAUGCGGCAGGAGUUGGACAAAAGUAUAAGUAGGGAACUUGAUGAAGCUAAUGCUGAAUUUGAAUCGAGAUCUUGCUGGGCUUUUCCAGUAGGAUCUACCGAUGAGUCCACAAGAAUGCCAAAUCUGAAUCAGGAUCCAGUUUCCAGGGCAACUCAGGAAUAUUUAGAAGUUUUAAAAAAAAAUUACAUGCUUUAAAAAAGGAAGAAAUAAUGUACAUUUAUGAAAUGAGCUAUGUUUACAUAAUAUUUAAUGGGUUUCCACUAAAUAUAUAAAUGA